AUGCUCACGUUGACCUGUAACGCGUCGUGCACUCAGGCGGUGUAUGACCAGGACGGUGAUAUCAUAGUCAUGUCGGCGUAUGAGCUGAACAAGGAUAGUCCCUGGUUGAUUGUCGUGAUCAUCCCAGCGGAAGAGUACCAGGGCGCGUACAAGAUCCUCUAUGCCGCCGCUCUCUUGGUGGUUAUCUGUGCAACCAUCAUGUCGGUGAUUGUCUCGGGGACCACUGUAUCACGCGUGUCAUCACAGUUG
Molecule: messenger RNA, 249 nt
Organism: Sphaeroforma arctica JP610
Lineage: Eukaryota; Ichthyosporea; Ichthyophonida
Exons: 1
Source: RefSeq, a predicted model, not a curated record